Nelumbo nucifera (sacred lotus) is the source of this 765-nucleotide messenger RNA. RefSeq lists its product as uncharacterized. The record is from RefSeq and is a predicted model, not a curated record. Lineage: Eukaryota; Viridiplantae; Streptophyta; Magnoliopsida; Proteales; Nelumbonaceae.
AUGGGGAGGCUUUUUAUAUUGAAUGAACGUGUUGGCAGCUGGGUAAGGUCCACUGAACCUGAGCAUUGGGCAAACUCCAAGUUCCCAAGAAUGCGAUACGAUCAAAUGUCGUUUAACAUUGCAGAGACAUUCAAUGGAUGGGUGUUAGACAUUCGUGAUCAGCCUAUAAUGACCAUGCUGAACACAUUUCGGUUGAAAUUGAUGGAACUCCUUUGGAGGAGACAUUGUGAAUCCCAGGACUGCACAACACCGGUAGGGAAAAGGAUCGAAGAGAAGUUGCAUGUGACAAUUCACAAUAGCAUCCAGUUCCAGGUUGUUUGUGCGUCUGUUCAUGAGUUUGAGGUCACAAAAGGGGGAAAGGCAGUAUACCGUCCAGUUGGACCAACAGAUGUGCCAGUGCAAGGAGUGGCAAAUGAGUGGCCUCCCAUGUGCACAUGCAUGUGCGGCCAUAUCGUACACGAGUGGAAUGUGUAUGAAUUUGUUGACCUGUACUACACGAUUGAAAAACAUAGGGUCAUAUACUCUCAGCCAAUACACCCUAUGUUGCCUGAUGAGUUGCAUCCAAYAGCCAUGUCAUCGACCGCGAGUGCAGACAUCGAUUCUUCAUCAUCUACUACACUACGCCCACCAAAGACAAAACAACCACUUGGUCGACUCUGGACUAAACGAAUUGAGUCCCAACCUAUUAAGAAAAGGGAGGUUCAUUGCGGAUGGUGUGGUAACACAGGAGAUUAUAGGAGCACGUGCAAAGCACCCAUUGAGUAG